AUGCUGGGUCGGAGCACCCAACUGACGUCAUUGGUGACGCUGCUAGGCGGACAGGUCGAUGACGACCCAUUCCUCCCGAUGACAUCUAUGUCCAUGAUGCCUCUCGUCGUGGUCUAUGGGUACAACUCGACCGGGAAGAGCAGCUUGGUACGCCUGGCAUUGCAGACCCUCCAGUGUAUGUCGUCGAUUUCGUUCACGGCGUUAAUCGACUGCACUACCAUCUACUCUCGUCGCCAACUGUUUACCGACAUCCUGCGCCAAAUCGACCCCAUGGCAAGAGCGCAGCCGGACGAGCUGUCGGCGACACUACAGCUCCAGCCUGCCGUAGAUGGAUACCACAACUUGAAUUUCCUUGGCUUUUUGCAGUGCUUGUCCAAGAUCGCGUCGAACAAGAGCCUCGUCGUCGCCCUCGACAACGUCGACCACCUGCUAGCACGUGGCAUGACCGAUUUGCUCUCGAGCUUGCUCCGUCUGUCGCACGAACUGCACGUUCCCGUACGCAUCGGCAUUGUGCUUGUCACCCGCAACAUCUCGGCUCGACUGCACAAAAUGCUUGCCGAGCACACCCCAGCAUACGUCCACUUGCCGCUCUACUCGUCAGGCGAUAUUGCCGACAUCCUUGUGCUGCAGCUGCGCAUGUGGCGCCGUGAGACCCCAUUUCGAGCGUGGGUUCACUUCCUCCAUAGCGUCUUCGAGCACGACUGCCACGACUGGAUCGAUUUUCGCCACCGCGUGCUCGACCUCCUCCCGCUCUUCGACGCGCACUACAGCCCCGCCGACGCGGAGGAUGCCGUCGACAAAGCCGUCCACAAGCAGUUGGUGCAAGCGACGCAGACCCACGUGAAAGCGCAGUGGCACCAGUCGAUCGGCCCGCGCCGCGGGGUCCCGCACGACGACGCUGCCCUCAACAACGACAUCAACUUGCCGCGCGGCAGCCUCUUGCUCGUGCUCGCGAGCUACCUCGCGUCGUUCAAUCCACAGGAAAGUGACAUGGCAUUUUUCACAACGGCGCAGCGCUCCAAGAAGAAGCGGGCGCGGCAUGGUACCGCAGCAGCCUCGUCAAACACCACGAGCUCGUCCAAAUCGAGCGUGUUGACGCAGUUGUUCGGUCCGAAGCCGUUCCCCCUCCAGCGCCUUUUGGCCAUCUACCACAGCAUCCACGACGAGGUGGACCCGUCCUUUGAGACGGAUCCGAGGGAGGGUCGACCCAUGUCGAGGCGGGAAGCGUUUGCACACGUUGGUGGAGCAUGCAUGCAACACAACCGGUGA
Molecule: messenger RNA, 1269 nt
Organism: Aphanomyces invadans
Lineage: Eukaryota; Oomycota; Saprolegniomycetes; Saprolegniales; Verrucalvaceae
Exons: 5
Coding region: 1-1269 (422 amino acids)
Biological process (GO): DNA replication initiation; DNA replication
Cellular component (GO): nuclear origin of replication recognition complex; nucleus
Molecular function (GO): DNA replication origin binding
Source: RefSeq, a predicted model, not a curated record